AUGGCCGCUGCUUACGCUAUACUCAAGUCCGCGCUGUUCGUGACCCCACCCGUACCGACAGCAUCGUUCGAAAACCAAUGUAUCGUCGUGACGGGCGCGAACAGAGGACUCGGUCUCGAAUCAUGUCGGUGGUUCGUGCGCCUAGGCGCCCAAAAAGUAAUCAUGGCGGUGCGGAACACUUCAAGCGGCGAGACGGCCAAGCAGGACAUCACCAACACUGAGAAGUGCAAUCCCGACAUCAUCGAAGUAUGGCCGCUGGAUCUUGCAUCUUUCGACUCGGUUAAAGCUUUCGGCAAACGACUCAAGGGCCUGAAGCGACUAGACGUCCUCUUAUGCAACGCUGCCAUAACGACCUAUGAAUUCAGGGUCGUGGAAGGCCAUGAGAGUCAAACUGCGACCAAUGUCAUCGCAACGUUCCUCGUGGCUUUCGCGGCGCUCCCCAAAUUGAAGCAGACAGCAGCUGACUUCGGAUCGAAGCCACACGUGAGCAUUGUCACUAGUGAUCUGCAUCACCUCACCAAUCUGCCCGAGAGGCAGAACGCCUCAAUAUUCGAAGCACUCAGAGACAAAGCUUCUGCCAACAUGUCUACUCGCUAUUCAGUCACCAAGCUUAUCGAGAUCCUGGUCGUUCGAGAACUGUUUCGUCAAGACGGUGGUCCUAUCAAAGACAAGGAAGCUUACCCGGUCGUCAUCAACACGGUCAAUCCGGGAGCCUGCCACACGCAUCUGACCGACGAGCUCGGCUGGAUGCCCAGUGUGGUCAAGUUCUUCCUGGCAAGGUCCGCCGAGGUCGGUAGUCGCAACUUCGUCCACGCUGCCGCCGCGGGCGACGAGAGUAAAGGCCAGUACCUGAAUGAUUGUAAGGUGGAAGAACCUAGCGCGUUCGUGAGGAGCGAAGAGGGCGAGAAGACGCAAAUACGGGUUUGGACGGAGCUGAAAGCCAUCCUUGAGGAGAUUGAGCCGGGCGUUACGGGAUCGAUCUGA
Molecule: messenger RNA, 984 nt
Organism: Cyphellophora europaea CBS 101466
Lineage: Eukaryota; Fungi; Ascomycota; Eurotiomycetes; Chaetothyriales; Cyphellophoraceae
Exons: 1
Coding region: 1-984 (327 amino acids)
Source: RefSeq, a predicted model, not a curated record